AUGCAGUGGAGGGCGGGGAAACGUGCCCACAGGUCCGUUCAGUCUAGUCCCGGACUACAACUCUCGGAGUGUCACGUGGUUUACAAGCCGGAAAGGCCUGAACCAAGAACCGGAUGUGUUCUGUUGCUCCGGCGAAAGGCUGGAGAAAUGGCCACCGGGACAGACCAAGCGGUGGGAUUUGGCCUUGUCGCCGUUAGCUUGAUCAUCUUCACCUACUACACCACUUGGGUGAUUCUUUUGCCAUUCAUUGACAGCCAGCAUGUCAUCCACAAGUACUUCCUGCCCCGUGCCUACGCUGUCCUCCUCCCAUUGGCCGCAGGCCUCCUGCUGCUCCUGUUUGUGGGUAAGUCUUCUGUUCUCCAAAGGUCUCCUGAUCUGGGGCAGGGCAUCCCGAAGGGUGGCCGCCUUCACCCCUGAGAGUUCUUCCACACUUUGGCACUUGCUAUAUAUCUGCUUAGAGUCACCUUGUCCCCAACUCUCCCUGGGGCUUUCGUGUUCCUCCUUAGGCCACAGGCAGAAGCCCCUCUGGUGGUGUUCCCAGGGCUUCAGGUUCUCGGGGCAAUGAGAACACGUCUCCCCUUUUCCUGUCCCAGCCUCACUUUCAUCUUCACUGUUCAUGCCUCAAGUCACCCUGGCAUCUCUUACAGCUCUGUGGGCUGGGGAUGGUGUCCUUGUUGUUAUGGUAUCCUAAGCUCUAGCCCAGGAGCCUAGAAGAGUGCUUAGGGUGACCGAGGAACCCCAUGGUUGGAGGAUCGCACAGGGUGGGUAGGAGGGCAAGCCAGUCCCUGUGAGUCUGAAGGUCUUAACAGAGCAUCUUGCACCAUUCCUGUGGGGAUGGUUGACUGACCCUGAGUGGCUGUGUGGCCUAGUGAAUGACUGGGAAGAUGCGCCCUCAGGGUGGUUAGGUGGGAGCCUGACCUUGCAUGUGGGCCAUUGUGCCUGGCCACCUAGCUUUGGAUCAGAUCCUCCCAGUCCUUCCUUUCUGUGUAUUCCAGGGUUGUUCAUCACCUAUGUGCUGCUGAAGAGCCAGAAGGUGACCAAGAAGGCUCAGUGAAGGUCCAGCGGGGAUGAGGCUGCAGAGGCCGCCUCCACAUCUCCUCCAGGGAAGGGACCAAGGGUCACAGCCUACAAGACAGGCUGGCUGCACUGCAGCCCUCUUUGGGACAUGGGGCUGCUUACGACUCAGUUUGACAAACUGGAACCCUCUCUCUCUCUCGGUCAUCCUUUUAGAAGCCGAGAAGAAGGUGGGGUGGGAAACCUCUUGCUCACUCCCUUGGGGCUCAGAGGCUGAGCAGUGCUGGUCCUGUCCACCCCACAGUCAAAGCUCCCUGUCCCUUCUACGGAGUUGUGUUCUCUCACCUCCGUUCUCCUGCUGUGCUGAUAGGCCGAGCAGGCUCCAGGAUGUGUGCAGCCUUCUCGCCUCUCUGUACAAAUCCUGUCCCUUCACAAGGCAGCUCUUCCGAGUCUGACACUUCCAGGCUCCAUGAGGACUUCUGGACCCACAAAGCCUGGGGAAAGACCGAUAAACCCCAGAAGCACAGGGGUGCGUCCAGGCAGCCGCAUUAGACCCCAGCUGGCCUGUUUGGGAAAACUUAGAAAUAAAUGUUAAUCAUGUG
Molecule: messenger RNA, 1616 nt
Organism: Rattus norvegicus (Norway rat)
Lineage: Eukaryota; Metazoa; Chordata; Mammalia; Rodentia; Muridae
Source: RefSeq, a predicted model, not a curated record